ACGCGCUUAAGGACAAUGAUUAUAAGUCAUUUUCUUGAAGACUCAGCAUAUCAGUAUUUAAACGUGAUAGCUGACAGCAACAACCAAACAAACACAAAUAGAGAAAUAGUUGAAUGAAGAUAAUUCAACAAACUGUUUAAACAAAAAAAAGAAGAGUCCACACAAAGGGCUUAAUGGAAGCUGAGAAAGUAUCAGGCAUUAUUCAUGGUUGUUGCCCCAAUCCUCUCCUUAUACUUCUUGAGCCUCAAAACCAACAGCCUCUUCCUAAGCCCAAAAGCACAACUGCAGCUUGCAGGCACACCUUUGCAGCCACAACAACUUCCUCUUUUUUCCCAAACACUCAUUUUACUAACCAUGAAUCCCUUCCUUCCUAUCAAGAAUCAUUUGCUCACUUCCUCAAAGCUUAUCCUAAGUAUUCCGAAUCUCGCCAAGUCGACAAGAUUCGGAAUCAAGAAUAUUAUCAUCUCUCAGUUUCUAACCAUGUGUGCCUGGAUUACAUUGGCAUUGGUCUCUUCUCAUACUCACAGGUUCAAUCACAGGUUGUCCCGGUCACAUCCUCUUCUUCUUCUUCGCCGUCAUGUCAUGAAUGUAGUAGUGAGUAUCCUUUCUUUGACAUAUCUUGCAAGUCUGUGGAUCUGAAAUACGAGCUAUUACAUGGCGGAGAUGGAUCACCAUUGGAAUCCUGUAUGAAGAAAAAGAUCAUGAAUUUUCUUAACAUGUCUACAAAUGAAUAUUCCAUGGUGUUUACUGCUAAUAGAUCAUCAGCUUUCAAGCUUAUAGCCGAAUCUUACCCUUUCAAAACUAAUCGCAAGCUUCUUACAGUUUAUGAUCACGAGAGUGAAGCAUUGGAGAGUAUGGUCAAUACAUCAGAGAAAAGAGGGGCUAAUAUAAUGUCAGCAGAAUUUAAAUGGCCACGGCUACGAAUUAACUCCGCGAAGCUCAGGAAACUGAUUACAAGGAAGAAAAAGCAAAAGAAAUCCAGGGGACUGUUUGUGUUCCCCCUUCAGUCAAGAGUGACCGGAGGGAGUUAUUCUUAUCAGUGGAUGAGUUUGGCUCAGGAAAAUGGUUGGCAUGUUUUGCUUGAUGCAUGUGCAUUGGGACCAAAGGACAUGGAUAGCUUUGGACUCUCCUUAAUCCAUCCUGACUUCCUUAUUUGCUCUUUCUAUAAGGUUUUUGGUGAAAAUCCUACAGGGUUUGGAUGCCUCCUUGUCAAGAAAUCAGUUGUGUCGAUGUUGGAAGGUUCGGUUAGUACAGGCAUUGUAAGUCUUGUUCCACCAACACAAGUAUUAGAUUCAUCUGGGAGUGGAGAUAAAACCAACUUUGUUACGAAACUGGAUGAGCUACAUAUAUGUAGGUCUAAUUCAGCUGAAAAGGAUAAGAUCAAAGAGGAAUCAGACGAAUCGAUUAGUACACUAGGCAAGGUGGAAGAAAAAGGGAUUGAAUGCAGAUGCUUGGAUCAUGUGGAUUCGCUCGGACUGAUUCAAAUUGGUAACAGAAGAAGGUACCUAGUGAAUUGGCUUAUUAGUGCACUCCUGAAACUUGAGCAUCCAAACAGACUGGACCAUUUUCCUCUGGUCAAAAUCUAUGGACCAAAGAUCAAAUUUGACAGGGGAACUGCUAUGGCGUUCAAUCUGUUCGACUGGAAAGGAGAAAGGGUGGAACCAAUUCUCAUACAGAAGCUUGCUGAUAGAAACAACAUAUCGCUCAGCCAUGGGUUUCUGGCACAUUUGUGGUUUCCAGACAAGUACGAGGAAGAGAAGCAGAGGACUAUACAAGGAAAAAAGUGUGAUGCAGAGAACAAAAGAUGUGAAUUUGGGAUAUCAGUAGUCACCAUUGCCCUUAGCUUUCUGGCAAACUUUGAAGAUGUUUAUCGGCUUUGGACAUUCAUAGCUCAGUUUCUUGAUGCAGACUUUGUGGAGAAAGAACGGUGGAGAUACAGCUCCCUGUAUCAGAAAACCAUUGAAGUUUAACAUACCUGUUUUUGUCCACAAAAUGUAUGACAUUUAGAUGGAAACCUAUAUAUUGUGAAUCACAGGAUAAAAAGCUAUAAGUAAGAAAUGUUGUUGCAUUACGAACAAAAAUUGGUGAUGUAUUUUCAACAAAACGUAAUAACAGGUAGCAUUCUCCUAACAUAUGUACCCACAGUCAUUGCAUCUUCAGCAAUAGCGAAUCAAAAGAGCAAAUGCAGUGAGAUAAAUCAACCAUACAUUUAAUAACAUAUUCACAGCUCACACCAU
This is a messenger RNA of Solanum pennellii, 2237 nucleotides long. RefSeq names its product molybdenum cofactor sulfurase-like. The record is from RefSeq and is a predicted model, not a curated record. Bases 174 to 1970 code for a protein of 598 amino acids. The transcript has a single exon. Lineage: Eukaryota; Viridiplantae; Streptophyta; Magnoliopsida; Solanales; Solanaceae.